Molecule: messenger RNA, 729 nt
Organism: Fonsecaea multimorphosa CBS 102226
Lineage: Eukaryota; Fungi; Ascomycota; Eurotiomycetes; Chaetothyriales; Herpotrichiellaceae
Exons: 1
Coding region: 1-729 (242 amino acids)
Source: RefSeq, a predicted model, not a curated record
AUGUAUCGCAAACGCAACGGUUCCCUUGGCUUCUCCUUCACCCGCUUCGCCAACGCCGCCGUCCCCAACUUCUUCGCCGAUGAAACACCUUCGCACACAGUUGACCUGACUGGCUACCGCCGGGACAUGUGCUACAUGCAUCAAAUCGCCUCGGCCAACCCCUACACGCUCGACGAGCGAUCCUUCUACGUCGCGGGCGUCGUCGAUUCAGAGAGCGUGAGUCGGAAAGUAUACGCCAAACUGAAAAAGAACGAGAUCCUCAAGGAAGACGGACUGGUGGACACGUACAAGAUCGGGCCCCAGUUCCCCCACCAAUUGGCCCUGUUGAACAUCUACCGGCAAAAGGAGCUCGUGAGAAUGCUCUUCUGGUGGGAGGAAGAGUGCCAGCGUCUGCGCAAGUUGGACGCCGAGGAGAAAGAUUUGGAUGUGCUGAUUUCUGGGGAGGAAGUCAAACUCACCACGACGGCCGAGGAUGGGGCGGAGAGACAAGCCGUCAAGGAAACCUUGGACCAGUUGAAGUUCGCGAGGGAACGGGUGAGAAUGAAGAAGAGACAGAGACCCAGUCAGAGGGAUCCGGAUGUGGAGGCCGACAAGGACGAUAUCAUGAUGGCGUUUCAUGGGCGGAGCAAGAGCGUGCCGAAUGUUGGUGUUGGUCCCGAUGGAGGGAUCGUUGGUUCGAGUCGACCGAUACAAGAGGGCCAGCCGCCGCAGUACUUUCCGGGUUCAUGA